AAAGCAUUAAGCAGCUGUUUUUUUGUUGUCUUUUGCGAAUUUGCUCCAAAAGAGAGAGCACAAAAAUUGUAGAAAACAGAUUGUUGGAGCUGUGCGUUUGGAGCCAGAGAACGAAACCUUUGUUGGUAGAAGAUAAUCUAAAAUCAAUUUCUUUCAAAACUUCAGCCGGAUUUGACGCUCUCUUAGCGGAGCAUUUGAAAUCUGUUUGUAAUUCACCAAGAAGCUGAGCUUAACAUUCACAACAGCAUCAUCGUUCUUUCAAUACGGGAGCAGGUUAAGUAAGCGACGCGAAAUUGCUAAAGAGCGUGAAAAAAUUGACUUGAACGUGGCACGACAUAUGCAGCCACAGGUGUUUAUUGAGGUCACUUACGUUGAUAAAUUUUUGGAUUUCUAAGAAAUUGUCCAGUAAUAAUGCAUUUCGCUCAGUAUAUUUGCUUUCUUGGGAUUAGCUUGGCGACACUACCAGCAUGUUUGGGUCUGUUGGAUGGUAUCUACUGCGGCAGGGAGGAUUGCUAUGAUGUUUUAGGUGUAACGCGCCAAUCCACUAAAGCGGAAAUAGGUAAAGCGUAUCGAUUGCUAGCGCGAAAACAUCACCCUGAUAUGCAUCGAGGCGCUGAAGCUAAAGCGGAAGCUGAAGAAAUGUUUAAAUCGAUUGCUACUGCAUAUGAAAUACUGCGAGAUGACGAGUCUCGACGGGAUUAUGAUUAUAUGUUGGAUCACCCGGAGGAAUACUAUUCACAUUACUACCGCUACUAUAGACGUCGAGUAGCACCAAAAGUUGAUGUACGCAUCGUAAUUGUAGUAACUCUUACGAUUGUAUCUAUCAUUCAAUACUACUCGGGAUUGCAGCGUUAUGAUAGCGCCAUUAAAUAUUUGGCUACUGUCCCAAAGUAUCGGAAUCAAGCGUUAGAAAUUGCAAAAGAAGACAUAGAGAAAAUCAGUAAUCGGAAAGGAAAAAAUCGAAUGUCCAAGUCUGAACAACGUGAAGAGAUCGAGCGCAUUGUCCGCAAAAUAAUUGAAGAAAAGAUGGAUGUUAGGGGCGGCUAUGCUAAACCGUCAAUAUGGGAUGUUCUGUGGGUACAAUUGCUGAUAUGUCCAUACACACUGCUUCGUUUUAUAGUUUGGCAUGCAAAAUGGUUUUGGCAUUUUACCAUAAGGAAACAACCAUACGGGCGAGAGGAAAAGCUCUAUUUGAUACGCCGUUAUAUGAAGAUGGGCGAGAAUCAAUUUAAUGGAUUAGAAGACCAUCAAAUCAAUGAGUAUUUGCAACUGGAAUUGUGGCAAAAGGAUAAAUUCCAGAUAUGGCAAGAAGAACAGGAGGAAGAAAUGAAAAAGAAAUUAGCUGAAAAUCCACGAUACAAAUCUUACAGGCGAUAUAUGAAAAAUCACGGUCCAGGAAGGCUAACAUUUGAAGACUAAUAAACUAUACACUUAUUUGAGAGUUGGACAGGUCUAAAACCAGCAAAAGAUAUGAUAUGGUUUAUAAUCAAUCACAUUAACGUAUGACUUAUGCUCUGUAAAAGUUGACAACACCCCAUCGAAUUAAGCCGAUCAAGUUUUAUUGAUUUCUUUACUACAUAGAAAACUUUAUGCAGUUUCUUCCCACUUUUUUGCUUACAUCUACACUAAUGUACACCUAAUAAAAUAAAUUAUAACUUAACUCGAAA
Rhagoletis pomonella (apple maggot) is the source of this 1667-nucleotide messenger RNA. Its product is annotated as dnaJ homolog subfamily C member 25 homolog. Gene Ontology annotation, cellular component: endoplasmic reticulum membrane. The record is from RefSeq and is a predicted model, not a curated record. NCBI's taxonomy places the organism in Eukaryota, Metazoa, Arthropoda, Insecta, Diptera, Tephritidae. Gene Ontology annotation, biological process: protein folding. The transcript has 2 exons. The coding region runs from base 412 to 1419 and encodes 335 amino acids.